UUUUCUUUUUCUGCGUCAUAUCCAGUCUCCUCACACUACUAAAGGACCGCGAGAUCGAUCGAUCCCCUUCAAGACAACAUCGAGAUGAGACGCAUCUUUCGCACCUCGUUACCGAAUCUCAGUAUGGUCACCCGUACUUGUUCUCACUGUCAUCCAUCAGCAAGAGAGUUUGCGGACCGACCGGUCAUGCGAGAACUACCCUGGCCCGUGCAAGAAUGUCGGUUGAACGGGCGAAAUGUAGUAACAGGCCGCUACGGCCAUCUCAAAACCUUUUACUCCGGGCUAUCGGCCAACCCUGACGAGUUCGGGGCUCUGGUCCAGUACAUAAGCGUUCAUCACAAGGUCUACGAGAGGAAAUAUCAGGAAUACAUCAUCAUGCACGUCGUCCUUCAGGAACAUGGCUACCUCAUACAACUGGAGAGGUUUGAGCACAAUGGCGGAAUCACUAGCGAGCGAGUAUUGUGGCAACGCGCAACGCCGGCAGGGCUAAACCGGAUGAUGAUUGCUGCCACCUUCCGGAUGGAAGUUGCUUCUCGACUGGAACUUGGGAAGGCUAUCGAAAUGGCGGUGGCCGUAAGCGCGGCGUCUGAUUCCAGAAUGUGGGCUCGAGCGAUCCUCUAUCGCCAACACCUGGCCGUUCCAAGCUGCCCCGUCGAAUGGCGAGAACCCGCCUACGACAUGACUUUCCCUACGUGUAUCGCCAUAGAUGACUCGUCGCGUCUACGCGAAAUCUUGCUGAGCGCCGACUUCGGGAUGACAGUCCUGAACGAGAGAGAGAAGCAAGCUAAGGGUUAUCUGUCGGAUCUCGUCGACAAAGCGUUCAACUUUGUUCGUAAGGUCGGCCUAGCCGUCGAUGAUAACAUCGAGUGGUACUUCAUGAUUCAGGCGGAGAUGCCCACUUGCAACUCGAAAUGGUAUCGCGAGAACCAUCUCAUCCGGAUACCGAUAUAUGAGCUGGAGGCAGGAUAUCUCUCUUCAGUGCUACCGUCGUUACGACCUUAUCUCGGUGAGGAACAACACUGCGCCAGUUAG
Messenger RNA from Filobasidium floriforme, 1032 nucleotides. RefSeq lists its product as uncharacterized. Lineage: Eukaryota; Fungi; Basidiomycota; Tremellomycetes; Filobasidiales; Filobasidiaceae. The record is from RefSeq and is a predicted model, not a curated record. The coding region runs from base 85 to 1032 and encodes 315 amino acids. The transcript has 3 exons.